Messenger RNA from Parastagonospora nodorum SN15, 681 nucleotides. RefSeq lists its product as hypothetical. The record is from RefSeq and is a predicted model, not a curated record. Lineage: Eukaryota; Fungi; Ascomycota; Dothideomycetes; Pleosporales; Phaeosphaeriaceae. The transcript has 4 exons. Bases 1 to 681 code for a protein of 226 amino acids.
AUGACGAACGCUUCUUCCGAUGUUCCGGACCGCUCUUUCACUGAGUGGGUUCUUGCCACUGCGAUACCGCGGGAGGGCAUAAACGUACGCCUCAACUCCGGCUUCCACUUCUCCGCCGUCGACUCGACUCUGCUUGCCAUCUUCACCUUCGUCACUGCUGAGGACCCCAACUUCUACCUCAUCAACGACUGCAACUUCGACGUCUACGUCCGUGAGGCUAUUGGCGAACAUCCAGGUUACAGCCCGAUUGUAAAUUGCGCUAAUUUUGGCGAGAGCCAAGAAGUCGUGCUGGCUGGUAAAGGCGGGACUGGCUAUGGGUCUUUCCCGGUCUAUCAAGACGGCUGCGGACACAGCUACAAGGUUGCGCGGCAGCCUCGUGGCGAGGUCUACCAGUUCGAGUUCACCUGGGCCCAUGAAGGCACUGGUAUUUGGUACGACCUCAGCCACAUCAACGGCAACCCCUUCAAGGACGUCGAGCGCGAGAUGUCGCCCCACAACGGAUGCCCUACCCUCCACUGUGACGCCGGCAACGAUGGCAGUCAGUGCGACUACGAUAUUCAGAAGAACUGUCCCACUCCUAGUCCGAUCGCAGGUUUCCUUUGCGGCAGGACACAUGCCGUGGACUGGAAAAAAGUCAAGGCCAAGGCCGUGUCGCUGAAGAGCCUCCCACCUGCUCCUUAG